AUGAAUGCGCAGAAUAUCGUUUCGGCUUUGAGUGAUUUAAUUGCAAAUAAUUCACCCGUUACACAACAGUCUCCGAUUACAUCACAGGAGCGACAAAUGCCCGAACAUCUGGCUGACACUGUUAAAUUAAUGACCAGUGGACAAAAAGAGGAAGAAUCCAUGCUGGAUGAGAAAGAAAGUGAAGAAAUGGAUGAAGAUUGGAAAGACAAAGAAUUAGCUUUAGAAAAAUAUCAUUUAAGAAGCUUUUCACAAGAGUUUAUGCGUCAAGUUAUCGAUUUUAUUGAUCAUGCAGGUCCGGGAAGUAAACAUGGGAGAUCUUGGAAAACCAUUCAUCACCGAUUUCGAAUAAUCCCAGACAGAAGUUAUAUUCCACAUUUUCGAAAAUAUUUGGAACAUCAUGGAACAAAGCGACAGAAGACUCAAGAUCUGGACAGUUUAGUUUACAAAAAGUUAGUUGAUGCAAGACAAAAGAAUCUCGUUGUUCAUGAUGUGGAUAUCCAGCGAUGGGGUUUAAAGAUCGCUAAAGAAAUAAAGCUCGACGAUUCUCAUGCUUCUCAUGGUCAAACAGGUGUCAAAAAAGAAUUACACUCAAAGCGUACUAUCUCUUCCGUUGGUGAAAAAAGGACUUUUGCAGCUGUUCAGUCGAAAAAUGCUACUACACACUCUUACACUUUGCAGCCAACUAUCUCAUUAGACGGACGGCUCUUAGAAACGAUUUAUUUAUGUUUGCAGAAGCAGGGAGGAAAAAUGGGAGAGCAAGUUAAGAGGCACUUGUUUCAGCCGAAAAAUGUCAUUAUAACCUGUUCGGCGUCGGGAAAACUUACUGCUUCACUGGUUAAAUAUUGGAGAGAUAACUAUUUUCUUUCAUUGGUUGAUGCUAAAUGUUUGCUGCUAUCAGACAGUUACCCAGGACAAAAUCGCGAAGAACUCUAUCAACCGGAAAAUUGCGGCGGUAAAAAGGUCACACGUUUACAAAUACCACAAAAUACAACUGACGAGCUACAGCCACUGGAUUGUUAUUUCAACAGACAAAUUAAAAGUUUCCUCAAAGCAUGUUAUCAUCGUGUAGCGUUGUAUGAACUAGAUAUACACUUACACGAACGAAAUAACAUCAUACGUUUAGGCAGUCUAAUGCACAAUCAAUUGAGCGCAGAUGUAUUUACGCCAAUGAAAAAAUACGCUUGGUUCUCCAGUGGCUUAAUGCGUGAAGAUCCUUCUCCAUUUGUCGGCGUUAAUCAAGUUUGCUUUGCAAGUUCAGAAACUCAUAUACAGUGUGAAGAAAAAGACUGCGAUGAGUCUGUUUUUAUAACUUGUGCUCGAUGUUCGAAGAAAUUGUGUUUUCAACACUUUUUUACCAGUUAUCAUUUCCAUUAA
Didymodactylos carnosus is the source of this 1374-nucleotide messenger RNA. Lineage: Eukaryota; Metazoa; Rotifera; Eurotatoria; Philodinida; Philodinidae. The record is from the annotation of a GenBank genome assembly.